CGGCUGCUGGGAGCGAUGCUGGGGGCGUGGAAGGCGGGGCGGCCGAACUGGGGGAGCGGGGUCCCUGGCCGAAAGGCGGUGGGCGCCCUCGCGGCUCUGGUGGGGCUGUUGCUGGUGGCGUCGAUAGUGCAUCGGCUUUUGGCCCUCCCGGUGACGUACCAUUCUGCGCCCGGGGACAGUCUGCGCGUGCUCAGCUUCAACGUGUACCAGGGCUACAACCGGGCGGGGGGCAACAACUUCCGGGCCAUCCAGAACGUUAUCCGGGACCAGAAGCCGCACUUCGUCAUGUUGCAAGAGACGGACACGAUGCGCAUCAUCCAGGGCAACCGCGAUAUGGUGGACUACUUGUCUCUGGGCUUGCGCAUGUAUGCGUUGGCCACUCCCCCAACCCGCAAGAACACGUGGGGCUGCGCUAUGCUCUCCAGGUUCCCCUUUAAAUCGGCCACGUGGGAGGUCCUACCGUCGGAGAACGGAGAGGCGGCCUGCUUCCAACAUGCAACGGUUCAAGUUGGGACCCAAACGCUACACCUCAUGAACACUCACUUUGGCGAGGACGACCGAGACCGAACAGCACAGGCUCGGGCAGUUGCGGAGCACAUCCGGGAGGCCUUGCAAACUGGAGGCAAGGCAGACGAAAGGUUAUCGGGCCAGGAACAGCCCGUAACCAAUGUUAGCGACACGAGUUCGUCGGCUCGUGUGUCAAUCGUGCUGGCUGGGGACUUCAACUCAGCGCCGCUGAGCCCACAGUAUAUGGAGAUCGUGUCUGCUGGCAUAAGCGAUGCUCGCGUUGAGUUAUAUGGGCAGUGGAAAAACCCUGCAGAGAGGGACCGAGGAGCAGGGCUUGUAUUUGUAUCGCGUGCGCUGAACUGUACAAAAUGGGUAGAGCCGACUUACGACCAGCAGAAGACCGCGGAUGGGAACCCAGUCGUUGUCACCUUUACAAGGCUGCUUGAACAGAGCUCGAAUUUUGUUAAGGACAAGAUGACGGCCAGCAACGGGGACGCCAAUGGGUCCGCUGAGGUGAAGACCACGUCAAGUGGCGCUGCAGCCAAUCAGCAGAAGAUGGGCUCUGAUGGGAAGACGCCCCUGUACACUUCGGGGGGUGGCCACCCCAUCCAAGACGACAACAACAGUUUCACGGUUGGUGAUGGGGGCCUUAUCCUGAUGGAAGAUUUUACGCUGAUCGAGAAGCUCGCCCACUUCAACCGCGAGAGAAUCCCCGAGCGAGUCGUCCAUGCGAGCGGCCAGGGAGGGCACGGCUACUUCGAAGUCACCAAGGACGUCACGCACCUGUGCAAAGCCAAUUUUUUGAGCGAGGUGGGCAAGAGGACUCCCAUCCUCGCUCGCUUCUCCACCGUUGGAUUCGAGUCCGGUGGUGCGGACACCGUCCGUGACCCGCGGGGCUUCUCCGUCAAGUUCUAUACGGAGGAGGGCAACUGGGACAUGGUGGGCAACAACACCCCGGUGUUCUUCAUCCGUGACCCGAGCAAGUUCCCCGACCUCAUCCACACUCAGAAGCGCCACCCGGCGAAGCACACCAAGGACCCCGACAUGUUCUGGGACUUCCUCAGCCUCGUGCCCGAGUCGUUCCACCAGGUGCUGAUCCUGUUCAGCCCUCGUGGUGUCCCGGUCAGCCCCCGGUACAUGAACGGCUACGGCAGCCACACCUUCAAGUGGGUCAACAAGGAGGGCCAGUUCAACUGGGUCAAGUUCCACUUCAAGACUAACCAGGGCAUCAAAAACUGGACCCAUCAGGAGGCCGUGAAGGUCGCAGGCGAGAGUCCUGAUUCUGCAAAGGAGGACCUUUACGAAGCGAUUGCACGGGGAGAGCACCCGAGCUGGACCUUCUAUGUUCAGGUGAUGAGCCCCGAACAAGCGGAGACCUUCAAGUGGGACCCGUUCGAUCUGACCAAGACGUGGCCGCACAAGGAGUACCCCCUGCAGGAGGUCGGCCGGUUGGUUCUUGACCGCAACGUAACCAACUACUUCAACGAGGUGGAGCAGGCGGCCUUCAGCCCGUCGCAUAUGCCCCCUGGCAUCCAGGCAUCCCCCGACCGGGUGCUGCAGGCCCGCCUGUUUAGCUACGACGAUGCGGCGCGGUACCGCCUGGGCUCCAACUUCUUACUGAUUCCCGUCAACAAGCCGCGUCACAAGGCGCAGAACUAUCACGUUGACGGCCUCAUGCAGUGCGGUGACAACGGCGGUUCUGGACCCAAUUACUAUCCCAACAGUCGCGAGCUGUACCCUAACGCGCCGCGGCCCGACCCGGCCGUCAAGUACCCCGAGCCGUUCCAAGUCCCGGCAGGUCUCGCCGGCCGCUAUAUCAACAAGAAGUGGGCGGACCAGGAUGAUUGGGAUCAGCCGCGUGCCUUGUGGGAGAAGUUCUCGGACGAGGACAAGGAGCAGACGCUGAGCAACAUCGUGGGCAUGCUCGCGCCCUGCCAGCAGUUCCUGCAGGACCGAGUCGUUGGGCUGUUUGGCAAGAUCCACGAGGAUAUGGCCGCCGGUCUGACCAAGAGGCUGAACGCGGCGAAGGAGGGGAAGGCCAAGACGAGCCAGACCGCUUAAUCAGACUUUGCUGGAGACUUCUCUCUAAGAGCGCUGUGAUCUUUGAUCAAAUGACUUGAUUUGAUUGAGGGACGUUUCAGCCGGGCUUUGAAAGUGUUGAGGGUAGGAAAGUAAUGUACAUACAGAAGCUUGCGUGAACUUGUGCAAAGUCGAAAACGUAGCUGAAUGCGCAGGGAAUUACCUUGAAAGUUGCAUAAUCAAGUUAGGCUCAUAGGUCUGAAAAGCGUAGACGAAAGGAGGCUUCGUUUUUGCUAGAUUGUAGUUGCUGACAAAGAGGGGAAUUGGAAGUAUUGCGUUUACUUGCAUGGAUUCGUUUUCUUCAGCUUGCCACCUCAUUCUAUUGAAGACGUGUAGUCCAAUCCCGAACUCAUCUGUUUCGAAU
Molecule: messenger RNA, 2950 nt
Organism: Klebsormidium nitens
Lineage: Eukaryota; Viridiplantae; Streptophyta; Klebsormidiophyceae; Klebsormidiales; Klebsormidiaceae
Source: the annotation of a GenBank genome assembly